This is a messenger RNA of Ceratina calcarata, 6322 nucleotides long. RefSeq lists its product as uncharacterized. Gene Ontology annotation, cellular component: membrane. The transcript is spliced from 6 exons. Gene Ontology annotation, molecular function: phosphatidylcholine binding; G protein-coupled receptor activity. NCBI's taxonomy places the organism in Eukaryota, Metazoa, Arthropoda, Insecta, Hymenoptera, Apidae. Gene Ontology annotation, biological process: regulation of metabolic process; adenylate cyclase-activating G protein-coupled receptor signaling pathway. The record is from RefSeq and is a predicted model, not a curated record. The coding region runs from base 986 to 4108 and encodes 1040 amino acids.
CAGAUUCCUCCACUGAUCACCAUUCGCACAAAUGUCUGCAUCUCGUCCCGCCUCGUUUCCAUUCCUCUUCUACAGUACAGAGGGAAAACGGGGCGAAAUUGGAACCCAGACCAAAUCCGCACGAGGAUCGUCUGCCCUGUAACUACCCUCGUCGAGGACAGGUGAAAAAAAAAAAGGUAAGGUAGAGCCUAGAGAGUGCGUUUGGAGAGUCGUCGUGGUCGACGAUUGCGCACCACGUGGACGGAUUCGCGCCAGUCGAAGUAGGGGUAGUAGAAGACUGCGCCUGGUCUCAGGGUAGGGUGAGGUUCCCGGGUGGGGACCGACGUCGAGCGUCGACGGCAGACGCGCGUUCACGGUUCUCUCUCCCCGCGCGAGACGCAUCCGCGCCACUCCAGACGAAAAACGACGACGGGUUCAGUCGGCACGCGGCGUCGCGACGCAUUCCAUCGUCGUGCGCUUCGUCCACCGGUGGCGAGGCUCGUGGGAUCCUUUUUAUUGGAUGUUCUAUGAACGGGAGGAUCGGUUCGGGUGAGACCUGUGCCAGUGAGGAGGGACCGAGUUUUCACCACGAGACGUUCCUUGAACUUCGACCCCUUCGUACGACGCCACGCCUGCUGCUGCGCCCUUCGGAAGCUUACGGGCAAAGGUGAACCGGUGCUGUUUGUAAGAGUCGAGUGGCAGAAAUAUGGGCCAAGGCCGUACGUUACCGAAAUCGAGUAAUUUCCGGCCGCCAAAGGGAACUCGACGCUGAUUCCACGAACGGAUCCACUACCAGGGAGAUCACUCGGAACAGCCAGUAGCGAACGUCGAACGUUCACCAUGCCGCCUCGCAGUGGAUGCACAAAAGGACUCCGCGGGAACGGGAAGUCGAAACACUGAAUUCGUCGCAAAUCGACGUGGCCCGUCGGAUGCGUCAUGUCGUCCUACGAGAGGCACGUUUACGAGUGGAAUCUUACUUGAGCCGCGGAGAAGCAUCGAGAUUACAAUGUCGGCGACCGCGACGGACACGCUGCCGUCGACGACCGUUACCGGGGAAUUGACGACUGCCCUGAUACCGACCGUGACCAGGAUCGAUACGCGGCUAGACGUCAGUCCGAUUUCGGUGGUCCUGGCGGUGUCGAUAGUCUGCAUUUUAUCACCGAUCACCGUCACAGGGAACUCGAUUAUUCUGGCCGCCUUCUAUAGAUACAAGAGGUUACGGACUGCAUCCAAUUACCUGCUGGUAUCUCUAGCCGUCAGCGAUUUCGGGGUCGGGGUGUUCAUGCCCUUUGGAAUGCAGCUGGAGCUGUCCGGUCUCCCGGAAAAUGGCGUUUCCACUCUGUGCAUCGCGCCGUACUGCAUCGUGAUCGCAUUGUGCAGCGUGAGCGUGUUGGUCACCGUGGCGAUCGCGGUGGACCGGUUAACGUCCCUCGCCCAGCCCCUCAGGUACAAAAACAUCAUCACUCACAGCAGCAUCGAGAAGUACAUCGCUGUGUUUUGGAUCUACGCGAUCGCCGUCGGCCUCUCGCCCUUGAUCUACGCCGAGAUCGCCGGGGAAACCCAGCCUCACAGUGGCAGUUGCAGGUUCGCUGCUGCCGUGCUACCACCGGUACGGGUGUUCCUGGUAAUCGCUGUAUGGGCUCCCAGCGCGCUCGUUCUCCUCGCCUGCUACAUGUACGUGUACCUGGUGGCACGUGCACACGCGCGUGCGAUUUACACGGUGGAGUUGUCGUUCAGACAUCAGACACAGACGCUGGCGUUGCCGCGUUACGGCCAAACACUCGCGGUCACGGUCGGCGCGUUCCUCAUACUCUGGCUACCCUUUCAAACUUGCAUGCUGUUGGACAUCUUCUGCGGUACUAACAUCCUCACCGAAUGGGGAGUGUGGCUGGGGCUACCGAUCAUGGCGCACAGCGGCGUGAAUCCAUGGAUCUACGCGUUCCACCACGGUGAGAUGAGGAUGGCCGCCGGGAAGAUCACCGAGGAGCUCGUGGCUCGCUUCGGGAUGACCCCUAGUCGUUACGGUUGCUCGCCGAUGAGGCGAGCUUCCAAUACGCACAUGGAACUGGCCGAAGUGAACAACAGCAAUGACAGUAGGCGACAUCCCAUCGAAGAUUGUUUCGCAGCGAAGCAGAACGUCAUAUACACCAGUAGACGAUGUCUGGGUGCAUCGAGACACACGGACAUCUCGCCAGAGAGGAAUAUCGAACACUCGUCUUCCGUCGGGCAACAGGAAGACAUCGUCGAGGAAGAUAUCCACGAUCUGACGAAGAUGCUCGAUUUGAAGUACAUAAUCGAUAGGAACCACAUGAUCGAUUCUAAUCAUAAUAUAGAUAAAAUCAAGAAUUUGAAAUACGUGUUGGAUCCCACGUUCAAUAAAAUUAGACACUUGAGGAGACUGAAUCAUAAGAGAUUGACCAGUAAGAACUUCUCGAAGGCGUCCGAGCCGAAGUUCACCUCUUACCAGAAUCUGAAGACCGACGUAACGUUGAACAGAAAAGUGUUGCAGAUGAACACUAUGUCGGAUCCAAUGUUGAGCGCAGACACUCCGACCGCGAGUGGGAAACAGUUCCACGACGGUCUCAGCCCGGUCAACGACAAACGGAGGAACUCGAAUUUAUGCUCGAUGUCCGAUCCCGAUAUCAAAGCUGCGAUCGGGCACUCGUCGGAAGUGAACUUGAGGCUCCCGACCAGUGGCAACGUCAUAGAAGCGCAUAGGUUCUCCGUGCAGAAUUUAGAUCACCAUAGAUACGACGGGGGAUUGGCUAAACACGUCAUGCUGUCCCAACAAUUGGAGAAUCAGAGGCGAUUCCAAAUCUAUCCACGUCCUCGAGUGAAGAUCAACUUGGCUGGGACCAGUCCGAAUUUGAACUUGAGACUUCAGAACAGUUACGCUUCGCUACCCACGCCGGGCAGUAUAAGUUCGUUAGAGAGUCCAAGGCAGGCAAGAACGUCUCUCAAGCACAUGACGAUUACUGCCAACAAACUGGCGAGCAUCGGUCGCUCGAACAAUUCGAGGAACAUAGAAUCCAGAUUGGAUCCGAUGUCUCGAAGAAACGAGAUAAUGAGACAUUCCGAAUCGAUCAACACCAUCGAACCCAUGACGCACGUCAGGCUGUUAGAACCUUACAGAGUGAUGGAAACUCUCGCUGUGCCUACGAUACACUCGGAGCCACCGAGCCCCAUAGAUCCCCUUCCCCUGGCUUCUCUAGAAGAGGAAGACACGAGGAAUGGCGAGACUUUGAAACCGUCGAUCAGCAUCGAUCACGCCAAGUCUCCGAUGGGCGACAGAAGAAGCCCCGUGAGGCACUCGGACCCUGUGAUACCAUCCGUUUUACUAAAUAUCGAAGACUACAGCGAAUCGUUCAACGGCAAAUCUAGUCACGGUUCCUCGAACGCAGCUUCGCCGAGUCAAACGUUACCCAUAGAACCGAUAGGCCUGUUCGAAGCUCUGUUAAAAAAUUCAGACAAAAGAGACGGCAGAUUGCCAGAACCGAUCUUCGCUGAACAUGAUUCGACGAGGUUCAGUUCGAGAAGACCGUCAGACUCGAAGUGGUCCGAAUCCUCUAGGAGCCAGGAGAUCCUGUCUACCGUGGAAGCCGAGCAUCAGUUCCCUUCGUCCUAUUCGGUGAACAACUUCCAAGUCUGCAACAGUGGAAGCGAUCUGAACGAUCUAACGUCGCUGGAUCCUUUCAUGUGUCCCGACGCGUUGACCUCGUCGUUGAGGGAAUCGUUUUUCAGUGCCCCAUCGAUGCCCGGUUCAGAGAUCUUCACUUCGUUCGAAGAGAACGAGUCCACUUACACGCCCGAUUCAGAACGCGAGUGGUCCCCGUACGAUUCCAAUUCAAGGAUCAACGCGAGGAGAUCUGUGAUCGAGAACGAUCUACAGAGCAAGUCGACGGAAUCCAUGUUGAGGAACAAAUGUUUAUCGACGAGAUCGGGACUAGAGCCGUCUCUGCAUCGAAACAGAUUGCGAGUGAAGGGUGCGGAUUAUUUCUUAAAGGACUUGUCCAUGAAGAAUCCAAGACUGGCGCCCCUAGCCUCGCCAACGCCCACGGAAAUCUGCACCCCUACCUUCGAGUUUGUCUCGGAGAUAAAGGGUGACAGUGGCGUCGGCGUCCGGGUGUAGAUUCGUUUCCGGAGGACUGGAUCGACGGAGACUUGUACCAUGUACAUUGUCGUGUGUAUGUAUUUUUAUAACAGUUAGAGAGAUCCUCUAUCUUGUUUCAUCAAGAGGUAUACACGUACUUACGUAUGUAUGUAUGUAAUUAACGUAAAUGUAUAUUAUUGUGAGACGAUGAAAUCUAACUUUCAUUUGGACUGUGAUAGUACUUUAGUGGGAUCAUAGAGCGAUCACGAGAGAGGGGAAAUUAUGUAUAAUUUAAUCCUUCGACUCCUACGAACAGUUGCACCGAGUCCUCGUUUAAAAAGAAGUUAUUCGUUUGUCGGAAGUGUGAAACUUUCAAGGAGCCUUAGGAUCGGACUCGUAAAUUUGUAAUAUAUCGUUCACGUGUUGACUUAAUCUAAGUGAAGAAUUCGGAGGGCGUAAAGUGGUGACGAGAGUAAUUGAUUAAAUUAAUCAUCUGAUUAACGAAGUCACGCGUACAGCGCUCGUAAAUUAUCCGUUAAGAUCGUAAUUCACAGAUUUUACCUCGCAGAUCGCGGUUCACUUGGCCGAUACUUAAGCAGUCAUUCAUGUUUCUCUAAACGUGCCAAGAGUUUCUUUUCACGCAGAAGAACCGGACUAUGUGUUACCGUUCGAGUACCUGAUCGAAUCUGAUGAACGAUAAUGUCUGAGAACGACGUUUGUCCUUAGACGCAGCCAACGAAAUCUGCCCAUCUUAUAAGUUCCAUACUUUCAUUUAUCUGUAAUCACGAUCUAACACCAGAAAGCUACCACUUAAUCAAAUUAUCAUAUCCGAUUAAACUCGAGAGGAGGAAGCGUUGUUACUCGACAUGCAAACUGUGAAUCAACCUUGUCCUAAUUCUUGCGAAGAUUGUAAGCACAAUAUGCUCAGAAAGUGUAGAUAUUUUCGUGAAGAAAAUAAUUGAGUGAGGAGAAGCUGAAUCAAACGAAAGAAUCAUCUUCGAUUGAGAAGCACACAUAUAUAUAUAUAGUAAGUAUAUUUUGAAAAACAAUUGUACAGUAGAUGGAACGUGAGGACCAAAAACUUUCGAUACACGGAAACUAAUAUGAGAAUCAGUCCUCGAUUCUAGUAGUUCGUAAAUUCUGGAAAACAUGUUGUAAUUCUUUUGUAAUGUCAAUCAUCUAUUUGUCUGAAAUUUAACAAUCGAUCUGUGAAUAUUCCUAUUGAAAUCUCUAAUUUUUAUAUCGCGCCGCUGUGAAAAAAGAAUCGCUUCGCUAGUUCGAAUUCCUAACAAGAUAAAUGAAAAAAAAAUUAUCGCGAGACUGUGUAGAUAGAAGAUCCCCACUGACAACAUGCCAAUUAAGUAUUGAAGCUCUACGAUACUUUACGAUACAUAAGUAUUAGUUGACCGAAUGAAAUUAUUUUUGUUAUCUGCGAUAUUUUUUUAAGACAGACUUCCCUCUGCACGCACGUGUGUGUGUGUACAAGUAUGUAACGCGCAUGUUUCACAGGAAAUUCCUAUUUUUCAGUUCAAUGAACGACAUACGUGUGUAAACAAGUAGUAAUAUAGCUGAAGAUGUACCGAUUUGAUUAUUUCAUUCGGAACAAUUAAAAAUAAAGUUUCAAGCGAAUGUCUAUAAUGUUUCAUUAUAACAACUGCGAAAGAUGUACAAUCAAUUUCUUAAUUAUACGUACUACAAUAAAAGCAGAUCCGACAGUUCUUAAUUCCGCAAACCAGCGAUUCGUUUCUACCGAGUGUCUUCCAUUUAUGUAAAUCGUAGAGUAAUUGGAACUCGACUUUUUAAGUUACGAAUCGACUAAGGUAAACUGAAAACUUCUGUACAAACAAAUAAAUGUCGAUGUGAGAGGCACGUUGAUAUAUAUUUUUAUGAAGUUUUAUCGUUCACCGAAUUGAUAUCGAAUAUACGCGAUACGAAGACAGACUAAACAAAUUACAGAUAUAUGUGAGAGAAAUCAUGUGUUGCUACUGUUUGAUCACGAUAAAGUUGUACCCUACCUGUAUUGACAAAAGUGUAACAGUUUGCCAAGGGAUCGUGCAUAUAUUUGCACACCUCAACGAAUUAGGUAAUUCAAUGAAAAUUAUAAUAAGCUCUAAUAACUGUACUGGAUCCACUCUCUAUUCGUUAUCUGUGUAUCAUAUUUCUUUUCAUGUUAUUUAUUUGCAACAUGUGAUAAGCAUGAAAUCGUAUGUUUUUGUAUAUGUAUAAAAGGAUAUAAUACACUGAUUAGACGAA